Scophthalmus maximus (turbot) is the source of this 1991-nucleotide messenger RNA. RefSeq lists its product as uncharacterized. The transcript has 6 exons. Bases 199 to 1125 code for a protein of 308 amino acids. Lineage: Eukaryota; Metazoa; Chordata; Actinopteri; Pleuronectiformes; Scophthalmidae. The record is from RefSeq and is a predicted model, not a curated record.
UCUGCUUCUUCUUCUUCUUUUCGGCAUAGGAGAGAACCUAUUGAGUGUUUUUGUCUUUUUUCGGGCUUGCACUUUGUGGACGGUCCCUGCACAUCUCGCUCGGCUCGGCUCCACUCGACUCGGCUCGGCUCGGCUCGACUCGGAGGAAUACGCGGCUCCCGUCCAACACACGAUGCCUGUUUUUAUCUCAACACUGUGAUGGAGCUGCGAAUGGGAGUUGUUUUCUUUCUCAUAGUAGUGAGCUCAUCUGCUGCUGAGAAAGUGAAGAAGUACCUGACGGGCACUGAAGGAGGAAACAUCACUCUACCAGACCCGGUGCUGGAGUUUGGAUUUCUUUUAUUUGGAGGAAAAAAUAUUGCUAUGGUGAAGGGAAUUGACUUUGAUAUAAUAGAUGAAAGUUACAGACACCGAGUUCUCUGGAACCAAAACACUGGACUCUUCACACUCACAGGACUACAGAGGAAUGACACAGGGGAAUAUAUUAUUGAUAACAAAGGAGGAGUUUCCUUUAUAUGUCAAUAUGAACUCACAGUACAUGCGACCGUCCCGACACCUGCAGUGAACAGACUGAGCGUGAGUGCUGACAGCUGCACCCUGCUGUGUUUCGUGGACCCAGAAGAAGAGACGACUCUGCUGUGGUACAGACAUGAGGAGAUAGUGAAUCAGAGCAGCCAUGCUGUCUCUCUGCCGCUCACUGUACACAAGGAGAAUUACAACUCUACAUAUAAAUGUGCAGCUGCAAACCCGGUGGAAGAGAAGGAUGUCCCUGUCGACGUUCAGUCAUUCUGCAGUGAACAAAACCACACAGUCAGCAACCGGAGACAUUAUAGGAUCGCAAUUACAAUCACCAUUGUAUCUAUUGUGAUAGUUAUACUUGCUUUCUUUAUCAUCAAGAAGACGUUUCUUGACAAAGUCAAGACAACCACACAAGCACCAGAUUCAGUGAACAUAGAACAAGAAGUUCAAUAUACUGAAAUACAAAUACAUGCAGCGCAGCCCAGUCAGGAAGGAAGUUUACCCGACUCCCCGGCAGCUGUCGACUGCUCUCGGCUAACUUCAGUCUAUGAUAAAAUCGAGCCGUAUCGCAUGGUUCCAAGGCCCGCAGCCGCCACUGAGGAGCUUUGAGAGCAAACAGCGGACUUCCCACAUUCAGUGUGUGAACCUCCUCAAAUCACUGAACUGUUGUUCGUCAUCAAGAAGAGUGUUUUUUAGAUAAACUCAAAAGUCCAUCAGUUACCUGGGCUGAGACAAACACCAUAUGCACACUCACUUAACUCAAUGUGCCUCCCCACAAUAAGAUGGACUGAUGUUUUAAUCUCAUGGGUUCAGUCAGCGUGGAGAGUCAGUUUGCAUGAGUUGGACUGUUUGUAGGCAAUCAAAAGGAUCGUAAUAUUUUGAUAAUUUUGUAUUAAGGUUAUUGUUCUGUUUUAACUUGCCUCCUUUUGUCUAGCUUUUGCUGUGAUGGAUUUGUUGUUUUGUUUGUUCAUCUCUCAUUAUUAAUAUGGAUACUUUCACAUGUCAAGGACAGACGAUUUCAAACUGAACUGUGCCUUCAUCCUCAUAAAGACUGAUAGGGGAGCGGUGCACAGGUUCUCCACAGUUGUAUUGUAUAGUCUCACUCCUCAUUAUCAUAAUUAUUUUAAUCCUUUUGUUUAUUUCUGUUUUCACUUGUUUUAUAUAAUUUAUAUAUUUUAUAAUAUAAUUUGGACUUGGAUUUUCUUUGUGAACUCGUUAGUUGUUGUGGAUUCCCUGGAUGCAUUUUUUCUUGUGUAUGUGUUGCAUUAGUUUCUUGAUCCCUUGUUGUGGGUUCCUGUUUUAUUCUGUAGUUUUCCAUGUGUCUAGGUGUCAGUUAAGAUACCUUUGUUAUCCCCUGUGUUUGUUUAUUUUGCAAUUCUUUAAAAGUAGUAUUUGUGUUGAUAACCUUGCAGCUAGGUGCAACUGAUACUGUACUGUAAAAUGGUUUAAUAAAGAGGAAGAGAGAGGGAAGAUAA